CAUUGAUUGAAUUUUGUUUGUCACUAAGCCUCAUUAAAAAACAUCAAAUACAAUUUUAAAUACAUAUUUUUUCAUUGCAGGUUAAGCCAUUUUGAUCCACGCAAAAAAUGGCAAACAUCAAUAGAAAUAUAGACCUAGUUUAUUAUAAUAUAUACUAGUUGGAUAAUUAUGGACAUAAAAAACAAAGCUCAUAGGUUUAAGUGGAAAAAUCUCUGAAAUACUCUCAAGUUUGAACCACACACUGGGCUAAACAUGGAGCCCGUUGUUUUUACUUCAGAAUCAUCUUCAGGAGCUCUGCAGAUGUUCCUUGUUGACGACGCUUGCAAUGCCAGUGCUGCAGGUUGUGCCAGUGAGCUGGAGGUUGCUUUUGACAAGUCGGAAAAGAACUCGCCUCUUAUGUUGCCUGUGGAAAACGUUGACUCACCUUUGACCGACCAGUUGAACCAUGCUGUCGCUGGUGGUGAGUUAAGCACAAGUCGACGUAGCCUUAGGUUGAAAUCUGGCAAGAAAACAAUCAGCUAUAAAGUAGCCUCCGACGAUGAGAGUUUCUCUGAUUUUGACGUAAAAAAUGUCAUAGUCCAGCAACCUGUCAAGCGACCCAGAGGUCGUCCACCAAAAUCUGCUACGUCUACAAAAGACAAGACCCCAAAGAAAACAAAGUCUGGUGAUUUAAAACCUCAUGCUUGUGAUGAGUGCAAUCUUAGGUGUAAAACAGCAGCAAAUUUGAAAGCACACAAGCAAACACAUGUUGUCAUCAAACCAUUUACCUGCACACACUGCGCCUACACAUGUAAACGAAGAUCCGACAUGAAAAAACACGAGGAAACACACGGACCGAAGAGCAUGUACCCCUGUGUGCACUGCGAUUACUCAGGAAAAAGACUGAAGUAUUUAAAAAAGCACAUGAAAAUACACAGCAAAAACAGAGAGACAUCUUUUGCCUGUCAUCUAUGUCAGUACCGAUGUCAUAAUAAGUCGUCGCUGGAUAACCACCUAACCACACAUUCCAAUCUCCGGCCUUAUCAGUGUGCCAAGUGUCAAGAAUCUUUUAAGCAAAAGUGGGCCUUAACCAAACAUAUGGUUAUACAUUCGGAAACUUCGCCUUUCGUCUGUGAUGUGUGUGGCGCCGCAUUCAAAAGGAAAGAUCAUCUGGGGAAACAUAAUCUCAGGCAUCUUGAUGGUAAUAAAACAAGUACGGCUUCUAUCACUAAAUCUGAAUCUUUUGAAAAUAUUUUCCCUGAAAGUAAUGAAGACUUAAUAUUAACAAAUAUUAAAAUAGAAAAUUCUGAUGAUAGUGUAAGUUCAAGUAAAAAGCUGAUAGAUGAAUGUUUAUACUCAUAUAAAAAAGAUCCAUCUGGAAUGUUUAGCUGUUCAACUUGUGACUACUCUUGCAGCACCAGAAAUUCACUACGCAGACAUUUAAGAAAACACUCUGAUUACAAACCUUUUAUUUGCCAGCAAUGCGGGGCAUCAUUUAAAAGAAAAGAUCAUUUAAAAGUCCACAAAUUUACUCACACUGAUAUACGUCCACACAGAUGUCCUCAUUGUUCUUACGGUACACACAGAAAAUACCGCCUUACUCUCCACAUUCUUACCCAUCAAACAGUCAAACCUGUCUCCUGCUCGUUUUGUGAGUACAGGUGCAGAAGAGUAUGCGAGUUAAAAUAUCACAUGAAAAAUAAACACAGUGUUUAUACGGUUCAAGAACCAGAGCUCAAAGAAAAAGUAAGCGCUUCCGGUGUAGAGGAAGUCUUGUACAAGUGUGAUAAGUGCGACUUCAUUUGUGAUUCAUUGAAGAGAUUUAAGUACCAUAUGAUGCGGCAUGAAAAUAAAACUCCUCACACCUGUCCACAUUGCGACUACAGAUGCAGCUCCAGGUCCAGCCUUAGUGACCACUUGUUACAGCACGCCGGCGUCAAGCCCUGUUUAUGCUCAGUGUGCGGGAUGGCUUUUCGCAACACAUCACGGCUUAAUCGGCACAAACUUGUUCAUUCUGACUUCAAACCGUUUGCCUGCGACUUCUGUGAGUUUUCCUCACGUUCCAAGUACAAUCUGAAACAACACAUGCUUAGGCACACAGACAAAGGUAAAAUCCGCAGGAGGGUUAGAAAACCCACAAAACCUCUGGAGAAAGCUGCUCUGAAUUCUGGUGUGACCACAGAAAUACUUAAACAGUCAUACCAACCAGAUAUCCAUACCUUUCUCACUGAUAUGUUCAGGGAAAACAACAACCAAGUAGCUGAACAAUUUAUGCAGAAUCUCGAUAAUUCUACUCUUCCUGGCAUACAAGAAAGACAACCUAGUGGAAAUAAAACUGACCAGCUUAAGCCUAGAGACAUACCCUUGCAUCAACAUAGUCCACAUAUAUUUAGCUCUCUUCACCAGAAUACUAACGGAAACAUAAAACCUUUUCAUUUAGACAGACCUAUCUUACCAGGGGUCGUGAAUGGACCACUUCCAUACCAUGACUUUUACCAUUCAUCGAAUGCAUUUUUAACCCAAACUACCUUACCGUUUAGUGCUGGAAUAAACAUAGGUAACCCUAAUCCAAAUUUUGGAUACAUGGAUAGAAAUGGUGGCUUUGAUUUCACAAACUCGUACUUUUAUAAUGAAACUGUUUUUCCUGGCAACUUGAAUCCAACCAUGUAUGUUGCUCCUUGUACCAACAACUAUUCACUAAGCCCCAUCUCUAUGAAAUCAGCUUUCCAGAACAUAUUGGAUAGUAACAUUCAUGUGCCAACCAAAACACAGCUGAUAGAUCUAGCUUUACAAUCAGUUGAUGAAAACAGGAACAAAAAAGAUGUAAACAAUGAAUUCGAUAGUAUCUCCCUGAACAAAAAAGAAGUAAACAGUAAGUUUAACGGUAUUUCCCUUAGUGAAGAUGCAGACUGUAAAAUCAGGGAAACAAAUUCACAAGCCAAAUUAACUGAUUUGAGUGUAGACAGUGGGGCUUCAACCGCUAAAAGUGACAGCGAAAACCUUUCUAAACCAACUCAUUGUUGUCCGGAGUGUGGCUACAUCUGCCUCACCAAAACCAUGCUUCAAAGGCACCAGACGACCCACAUCGACAUCAAGCCCUACAAGUGUGAGGAUUGUAAUAAAGCUUUCAAACGCAUGGACCACAUGAAGGCUCACAGGCGCACACACACCACCAGCAAACCUUUCACCUGUGAUCUUUGCAGCUACACGUGUAGUAGAAAAUAUCGGCUAAAACUCCAUGAGAAAACUCACAAGGCUGAGUAUCCCACUGGAUCUAACAAUGACCCUGACAAUGGAUUUAAUGAUAGCAAUGAUCAAAGUAACAGUCACUUGAGAUUUACCUGUGAUAAAUGCAACUUCAAAUGUGAUCAAAGGGCUGAAUUAGAAGCUCAUGUAGUCUCUCACAAAAGUUUUCUUUGUGAACUAUGCAGCUACAUCUCCCGGUCUAGUAAGGAGUUCAGCAAUCACAAGAGGAUGCACGCAGAGCAGGCCGAACUCGUGUGUUCCGUCUGCAACUACACCUGCAACUCACAGAAGAGGCUGAGGUACCACAUGGAGCGACACACCAACAAAACGCCGCUCACCUGCCAACACUGCAACUACAGGUGCAGUUCCCGCUCCAGCCUCACAGACCACCUGCUCCAGCACGAGGGACUCAAGCCCUUCCUGUGUGCCGAGUGCGGGAUGAAGUUCAGAAACGUGUCUCGGCUUAACCGGCAUAAGCUCACCCACUCAGACCUGAAGCCUCAUGCGUGCGAGUUCUGCCCGUUCUCGUCUAGGUCUAGGUACAACCUUAAACAACACAUGUCUCGACACUUCAAGUGAUUCAUUGAGCAUUCACUGUAAUGACCGCAGCAAUGGAAAAUACAAGAUUAUAAUAAUCAUGCUUUUUUUUUAAUGAAAACACAUAAAUAGUAUGCUAUUAUUGCUUUUUCAAGUUCUAUAUAGAUAUUAUCACUAUCUAGCUAUCUUUCUAUCUAUUUAUAUCAGUGUGUAUAUAUAUAGAGAGAGAGAGGAGGGACUCUUAAUUUUUUCACAUAAUUUUUUGCCAAGCUUCCUUGAGUCAUUUUUUAAAAUUCUUUUUUAUGUUGCAUAUUCUCAAGCCAAAGCAUUCAAUAUGAUGUUGAAACUUAGUUAGCUAGUAGAUCUAUAAGCAGUCAUCAAAAUAUAGUGUUACUGAUGAAGGUUGAGUUGCAAUCAUAUUAGAGCGGAGUUUCAAUCAUUAUAACACUUAGUAGUUGUUGUUUUUUUAAUUUCAUAAAAUUAAUUGUCUGCACCUCAAAUGAUUAUUUUUGGCAUGUGAUUAGUGACAAGUCUGUGAGUUUAAUGUUGUUGUAUAUUGCAUUUGCUUGUGCAAAUUUUAAAUUUGGUAAAAAUGGCUGUUAUUGAACUAAUUUAUUAUUUCAAUAGAUUAUUUAAUGGGGAAGUUGAUAGAAUUUAUUUUUACAUUAUAUUGAAUAUCUCUGUGUUAUUUUAAACUUCUACAUUUAAAUAUGUGAUUUUCAUAAUUGUGUUUUUUAUUGUACAUUAACAUAUUUGCCAAAGAAACUUCAUUUUUUAUUUUACUCAUAGUUUCAAAUAUUAUUUUUAAUAGUUUACUGCAAUAUAUAUAUACAUGGACAAAUUAUUUUUUGUAAAAAUUAUGAAUUUGUUUUACAUAACUAAAUAAUUUAUGUAAAAAUGUGUAGUUUAAUAUUUAAGUUAACUGUUAAAGGAAUCAUAAUCAAUGUAAAAAUUUUACUUUUAAAAAAAAUUUCAUUGUGUGAUAGUAGAGUUAUCAUUUGCAUUUAACUGGACGGCAGCAGUCUAAAAUUCUAAGCUUUUGAUGUUAAAUGAAAUUUCUAUCUAGACAACUACUUCAUAAAAACUGUAGUCAUAUAAUAUUUUUUGUCACCAAGUCAUAAUAUUAUUUGAAGUCUAUAAUAACUGUGAUUAAUAUGGGGUUUUCA
Molecule: messenger RNA, 4928 nt
Organism: Physella acuta
Lineage: Eukaryota; Metazoa; Mollusca; Gastropoda; Physidae
Product: zinc finger protein 91-like
Source: RefSeq, a predicted model, not a curated record